Molecule: messenger RNA, 705 nt
Organism: Dibothriocephalus latus
Lineage: Eukaryota; Metazoa; Platyhelminthes; Cestoda; Diphyllobothriidea; Diphyllobothriidae
Source: the annotation of a GenBank genome assembly
AUGCUCACCAUUCUGGGAAACCUAAUUCUGCAAGCGCGCAGGCGUUCUUACACGCCACAUUCUGGUGUUAAAUUGACACCAGAUAGAUCCCUCCUCCUCAUUCUCAUUCUCUCCCCGACCAUUCGCAGGUUUACUUGCGGUGAAUCUCGUCUCCUCCCUAUCCCUGUUCGAGACCUCGUUGGAUCCUCGUCCUUCCCUUCCUCUUGUUGCAUCAACACUCCCCGGUCCAAUCACAACGCACCGAAAGACCAAUUCUGUUUGCAGGCACCGCAGCGGUUUUGGACUGUUUUCUUUCUGUUAGUGUUUGGACUCCAAUUCACGGUCCUCUAUGCCCACGCCAGUCCCCUAGUGCUGGGUGGCUCCCAAAACACCAGCCUGCGAAACGUCUCGCUGCCGAUACUGGCAAUCAGGCACCCGACACUUGAGCUGUCCUUGGAUCCACCGGGGGCCCAAGGUGACAGAGGCGGACGAGUUGGCCGCAGCACUCUUCGCAUCAUCAGCUCGACUAAUGGCACGGUUCUGCGUCUGUAUACUGAAAGGACCGAUUUCACCAGGGCUUACCUCACGUUUUCUGAAGACGGACAAGUUCAGCUUACCCCAAACAGGACAGCCAAGGAAAGUAAGUGGUGUCAUUAUCUUUUUUUUUGGGGGGGGGGAGAGACAAACCAUUGCUGGACAGUAAGCCCUUUUUAUCGCAAGUUCUAG